AUUAAACUAGUGCUACUACUCGUCUACUUGCCUACGGGAGGAAGCAAUAAUCAAGCAGCUGAUGUUUGAUAGAUUAGACGGUGUAUAGUGCUGAUCAUACAGGCAAUGCAUGAGAUAGUUGGGGAGGCGUCGCCGUCACACGCUCGUAAUAUUCUCCCGUUUGUUUAAUCUCCCCUUCGAAACGCAGCGUGCGCGGCCACAACCCACGUCCGAUCGAACCGAGCUCCCGCUACUACAACGUCACGACGACACAUGACACGGCCUCCUCAGCUCCAGUUUCUUUAUAUCCCAUGGCGUUUGCCUCGUUUGUCGUAGCUGGCGCUGGUGACGGCAUCCAUCCAAGAACUGCCUCCUUGAUCCAUCCAUUCCCGGCGGACAGAUCACGCCGCCGGCCGGCUCUUGUGUAUAUAUAUGGACGGCGAGUGGAGCGACGGGGCGGCGGUGUCGUCGCCGACGAUGUCCGGCGGCGGCGGGCGGGAGCAGAUGAAGGGCGGGGAGGACGUCGCUGCGGCGGAUUGCCCGGGGUCGCCGGUGUCACCGUCACCGGCAGCUGCUCAGCGGUCGGCGGCUGGGGCGGCGGCGUCGCCUAGCGGGAGGUCGAGGCGGUCGGCGCAGAAGCGGGUGGUGACCGUGCCGCUGGCCGACGUGACCGGGCCGCGGCCGAAGGGCGUCGGGGAGGGCAACACGCCGACCGACUCGUGGGCGUGGCGGAAGUACGGCCAGAAGCCCAUCAAAGGCUCACCCUUUCCAAGGGCUUACUACCGGUGCAGCAGCUCGAAGGGGUGCCCGGCGAGGAAGCAGGUGGAGAGGAGCCGGAACGACCCGGACACGGUGAUCGUCACCUACUCCUUCGAGCACAACCACUCCGCCACGGUGCCCAGGGCGCAGAACCGGCAGGCGGCGCCGCAGAAGCCCAAGGCGCAGGCCUGCAGUCCGCCGGAGCCGGUGGUGGAAGUGGAACCCGAGGAAACGCACCAGUACGGCGUCACCGCCGGGCCUGCCACCGGUGGCGGCGGCGGCGCGGCGGCCAUCGAGGUGCGCGACGAGUUCCGGUGGCUCUACGACGUCGUGUCCGUCCCAGCCACGUCGACCUCGCCCUCCGACAUCGACGCGGCCGACGAGAUGCAGCUGUACGAUCAGCCGAUGUUCUUUGGCGGCGCCGUCGUCGGCACGGCCGCGCUCCUCCCCGACGAGUUCGGCGACGUCGGCGGGUUAGGCGGGGAGGGGCUGGGCGAGGAGGAGGCGUUGUUCGAGGGGCUCGGCGAGCUGCCGGAGUGCGCCAUGGUGUUCCGGCGGCGCGCCGGCGACGGGCUGGAGAUGGGAGGAGGGGUUAAGAUCGAGCAGCCGGCGGAGAGCACGGCCAUGACAUGAUGCUGACACAGACAGGUGGGCCCGGUCCGGCCUCCAAUAAGACCAGACAAGCUCCUGUAGUUUUUGGCUUCUUGUUCACUUGCCAAUUGUCGGUUAGUUUUUUUCCCUCCUCAUUUUGGUUAUUCUCUACAGUAGCAUACAGAAAAGAAUCGGUACAAUAUUAUUAUUGCACACUGUUGAUUGGAGAAAGGAUUGAGAGAGACAAGUCACUUUGUCAAUGGUUUGGUUGAAGAUUUUUGUUUUCUCCUUUGGAACCAUCAAUGGAUACAUAAAUAAAGAUUGGAAAAAAGAAACACAGAAGGAUUGGAACUCCAUUUUUUGCUCUGAAAA
Oryza sativa Japonica Group (Japanese rice) is the source of this 1701-nucleotide messenger RNA. Its product is annotated as probable WRKY transcription factor 65. Gene Ontology annotation, cellular component: nucleus. Lineage: Eukaryota; Viridiplantae; Streptophyta; Magnoliopsida; Poales; Poaceae. The record is from RefSeq and is a predicted model, not a curated record. Gene Ontology annotation, molecular function: transcription cis-regulatory region binding; DNA-binding transcription factor activity. Gene Ontology annotation, biological process: regulation of DNA-templated transcription.